This is a messenger RNA of Euleptes europaea (tarantolino), 1296 nucleotides long. Its product is annotated as protein kinase C and casein kinase substrate in neurons protein 2-like. Bases 19 to 1287 code for a protein of 422 amino acids. The transcript is spliced from 10 exons. The record is from RefSeq and is a predicted model, not a curated record. Gene Ontology annotation, molecular function: phospholipid binding; protein binding. Gene Ontology annotation, cellular component: plasma membrane; endosome; cytoplasm. Gene Ontology annotation, biological process: cytoskeleton organization; plasma membrane tubulation; regulation of endocytosis. NCBI's taxonomy places the organism in Eukaryota, Metazoa, Chordata, Lepidosauria, Squamata, Sphaerodactylidae.
UGGACUGAAGGCAGCGGCAUGAAAGAAAAGGAGGGAGAGAAAGAGAAAGGGGGAAAGGGUGAUACCAUGUCGGUUAUAUACAGUGAAGUCGCUUUAGACGAGCCCACGACCAACAGCUUUUGGAUGCCCAACCACUAUCACAGCACAGUCAAACGCCUGGACGAUGGGUACCGAGUCUGCGACCAGAUUUUCACGUGUUUCCAGGAGAGGGCAAAGAUUGAACGCGGUUACGCUUUGCAGAUGGAGGAGUGGACUCGCAAGUGGCGGCCCCUCGUGGAUGCGAGUCCAUUGUAUGGCUCCUUGCUCCGGGCUUGGCAAGCGUUCUUGGGAGCCUCCGAGCAGCUGAGUCGGCUCCACAUGGAGAUGCAAAGGGCUUUGGUCUCGGAGGAUGCCGCGCGCAUCCGGUCCUGGCAGCAUGACUCCUAUCACCGCAAGCUGUUUGGGGGCUUCAAGGAGGCCUGUGAGCUGGAAAGUGGCUUCCAGAAGGCACAGAAACCCUGGACCAAGAAGCUGAAGAAGGUCGAGAAAGCCAAAUCUUUAUACCACAAGGCCUGUCGCAAAGAAUACAUUUCAGCGCUACGGGAGAGCGGCGUUCAGGCUGCAGGGGGGCCUGAAGUGCCCCCGGAUCGGCAGCGCGCCCUGCGAGAAGAACAUCAGCGUUGCAGCCAGGAGGCCGUCAAGGUACGUGAGCGUUACGAGAAAGCCCUGCAGGACCUUGAUCGCUGCAGCCCUCGCUACAUGGAGGAAAUGGAAUCGGUUUUCGAGCAGGGGCAAGCCCUGGAGCAGAGACGCAUCAUUUUUCUCAAAGGGGCCUUCCUCGCCCUGCACCGGCGCCUCGAUGUCACCGCUGACCCCAGCAUCCAAGCUGUUUAUACCGACUUGGAACAAGCGAUCGAGAACAUAAACGAUCAGGAGGAUCUCAAAUGGUGGCGUAACAGAUAUGGACCUGGGAUGCCCAUGAACUGGCCGCAGUUCGAGGGCUGGAGCCCUGACCAGGAGCGGCCCACGGUGAAAAUCAAGAAAACCAAAGAGCCUGCGAAAGCCGCUCUACGCAGUGUUGCCCCUUCCCAGAGCAGCGCAAAGCCAACAGCCGUCUCAGUGUCAGGACAGCGGGUCCGUGCCGUGUAUGACUAUGCUGGCCAGGAGGCAGAUGAGCUAAGCUUCAAGGCAGGAGAGCUGCUUACCAAGUUGGAAGAUGAAGAUGAGCAAGGCUGGUGCAAGGGGGUGACAGACAGCGGGCAUGUGGGGCUCUACCCUGCCAAUUAUGUGGAACCCGUACAAGGGUAGCUAGAAGGC